This is a messenger RNA of Linum trigynum, 375 nucleotides long. The record is from the annotation of a GenBank genome assembly. Lineage: Eukaryota; Viridiplantae; Streptophyta; Magnoliopsida; Malpighiales; Linaceae.
AUGCACUCCAAAGGCAGAUUGACUCCACCAAAAUGCCUUCCGAGGCAUGGAGUUGUUCAUAACACGCCACUCCGAAGGCAUAACAACUCUGAAGCAAUGCCGCAAGGCACGAAGACACACGCCUAUCACCGUUGGGUUUGGCUCGAAGAUUUAUGCCCCCGAGGUAGGAGAUCACUCAUAAAACGCCACUCCGAAGGUAGAGUGACUCCACAAAAUGUCUUCGAAGGCAUCGAGUUGAUCAUAACACGCCACGUCGAAGGCAGAACAACUCCGGAGCAACGCCCCAAGGCACGAAGACACACGCCUCCUGCCUUCGGGCUUGGCACGAAAAUUUCGCUCAUAAAACGCCACCGUGAAGGCAGAGCGACUCCAUAA